This is a messenger RNA of Hordeum vulgare subsp. vulgare (domesticated barley), 2530 nucleotides long. RefSeq lists its product as uncharacterized. Bases 115 to 2172 code for a protein of 685 amino acids. Gene Ontology annotation, molecular function: protein binding. The transcript has 6 exons. Lineage: Eukaryota; Viridiplantae; Streptophyta; Magnoliopsida; Poales; Poaceae. The record is from RefSeq and is a predicted model, not a curated record.
CCCUCUCAACCCCUACCACACCCCGGCGGCGCCGCCGCCGCCGUCCGCUGCUACGCUGAAGGAUCAAGGACUCAUCGCCAUUGCCGCCAGCCUUCGUGCUGCCCGUUCGACGAAAUGCCCCCGGAGGCAUCCAAGCGGUGGGUGCCGGUUGCCCGGCCGGCAGUGGCGUCUCCUGCCGCGGGCAACCCGUCCGACGGAACGCCCCCGAAUGUAUCCAAGCGGUGGGUGCCGGUCAACCGGCCGGCCGUGACGCCUCCUGCUGCAGGCAACCCGUCCGAAGGAACGCCCCCGAAGGUAGUGCCGGUGAGCCGACCCGUGGCGACGGGGACGCCUCACAGGGCAGGCAAACCAUCGAAGGAAAUCCCCUCCAAGCGAUGGGUGCCCGUUAACCGGCCGGCCGUGACGUCUCCUGUUACAGGCAACCUGCCCGACGGAAUGCCCCUGAAGGUGGUGCCGGUGAACCGGCCAAUGGGGACGGGGAAGUCUCGCGGGGCAGGCAAACCAUCCAACGAGAUCCCCAACCGGAAGGUAUCCAAGCAAUGGGUGCCGGUUAACCGACCGCAGACUGUGGAGACAUCUUGCGGGGCAGGCGAACCCGCCGACAGGCUCAGUGACCUCCCGGACGCGCUGCUGCACCACAUCAUGUCUUUCUUGAAGGCAUGGGAGAUGGUUGGCACGUGCAGGCUCUCACGGAGGUGGCGCAACCUCUGGGCCUCUGCGCCUUGCAUCGACGUCCGUGUGGGACGCCAUGAUAACCCACCCGAGGAGUUCGCCAAGUUUGUUCACCGGCUGCUGCGCAGCCGGGACGCGCUCGCACCAUUGGACACGCUACGUGCGCGCUCGGUCGGCGAGAAUGAUUUCUAUGAGACUUAUAACAAUGGCAAUGUCAAGGGCUGGAUCCGUACUGCUAUCAAGCGAAAAGCUCGUGUUAUUCAGCUUAAUGGGCAUCUCCACAAGUACUUUACGCUGGAUCACAUAGACUUCGCCUCUUGCCAUCUCAGAAUCUUGAAACUGUCGUAUGUCAAACUAGAUGAUAAAGUUGUGAAGCAGCUCUCUUCUCAGUGCCCUUUGGAAGAACUAGAGCUCAAGAGCUGUGUGGUAGGUGUCAGUGACAUUUUGUCCUUCUCUCUGAAGAGUUUGACCAUGGUCAAGUGCAAGCUUACUAUGAACCUCUUGGUAGAUGCUCCAAACCUCAUCUUCUUUCGUUGCAUCAAACCGGAGAAGUGGGUUCCCGUAUUCAAGAACUCUGUGUCUCUUAUUGGAGGCAGUAUCAUGCUUGAUGACUCUUUAUUAAGUCGUGAGUUUCAAAAGUACCAUGAGGAUGAGGAUGAGGAUGAAUUCCCUCAGACUAGUGAUGAAGAUGACGACAUCGAUAAUACAAAUGGCCAGUGCAAUGGUAACAGUGCUGCUGCUGCUGAGGGCUUUCUGGAUAGUAUCUUGUUUGGCAGCUUUUCUGAUUACUGUGAUGACUAUUCUGAUGAUUUUUAUGAUGGCUAUUCUGAUGACAUCAAAGAUGAUUAUGAUUAUGGAAGUGACAUAAAUAGUGACGAUGGUACAUACGAAUAUAGUGAAAUUGCAAAUGGCUCUGAAGAUAAAUAUUUUGGAAACUGUUACGAUGGCUUUGAAUUCAGUAAGGGUGGUAAAAUUUCUGGCUACAGUAAAAACCAUGGGUUUAACGACUAUGAAACAUUAGGUGGCCAAAAUAUUCUUUGCAGCCUUUCAAAUGCCAGAAGCAUAGAGCUACUAGGUCAUUCAGGAGAGGUGGUUCUGAGGAGGGAAUCAGUAAGUUGUCCAACUUUCAAUAACCUGAAGACUUUGUCCCUUGGUGAAUGGUGUAUCAGUAGGGGUGCUGAUUUUGACAUACUAGUUCGAUUACUUCAGCAUACACCUUACUUAGAGAAUCUCUUUCUUCAACUUGAAAUGAACUUUGACAUCCAAAAUGCAUUGGCAAGAUGUAAACCGAACGGAGGAUCAUUUGCUUGCAAACACCUUAGAAUGGUGAAGAUCAAAUGCACCAAGGAUGAUCCUAGAGUACAUAUGUUGGCACAGUUGUUUAAGGCUAAUGACAUACCGCUUGAGAAGAUUUGUGUACGCCGGAGUGGGAGCUUCAAUCUUCGUAUGCUAAAGCUAAACAGGGAAAUUAACAUUGCCGAAAUGCGUGCCUGUCGGUAAAAAACCUGGACCCUUUCAAAAGUACUUGUACGGUAGAAUGCAAGGCACUUGGACCAGCCGCUGGGAGGCGAUUUUUACCCACCACGACAAUAAUUCCUGCAGGCCUAUGGCAGAGCCUUACCUCAGACAAUAUCAUCCUGAGAACUUAGCAAUUAUUGUUACCUUAUGUUCAUUUUUUACCGUGUAGUGUGUUUUUCUCUACUCCUCUAUUGUGACCAUGGGUGACUUGUGGUGUGCUCUAGUUUUUUUCUUUCUGGAAUGACAAUGACAUGACAUUCGGGACGAGUUUGGAUGGUGUUUUAACAAAUCUGGUGUUAUACUUCCGGGAACUGCUAUGAAUCAGACUAUUGCUUCUUUA